GAGCCGGACACGGACGAAGUUUUCGUGAAUAAUCUAUCCUCAUCUGAUUACGACGACAGACUUCAAGCUGUAACUGUGGAAUGAUUGAGAUAUCCAGGGAGGAAUGAUGGAAAAUGAUACCUCAAGGCUGAUAAGUCUUUAUGUUGGGACAAGUGCUGGUGCUUAUUAUCAAAUACCAUCAAUAGACUUUGACUAUUUAUGGAAUAUAAAAAAUGCAGUCAUUGGUAAUAAGGCCAAGAAGUCCUCAUUCAUCAGACUUGACAUUAUACCAAAGAUAAUUCAACUACUUGUACAAGAUGACACUGGGAUUGAAUUUGUUGUGGAAUCAGUUGUGCUGUUGGGGAGUCUGGCAAGAGGUUCAGCUGAGAAUGUCCAAGCUCUUUUAGCAACAGAUUCACUGAAUGUGCUAUUAAAAGGAAUUUGCCAUUCAGAUUCUCGAGUUGUUGAAGCAUCUGUCAGAUCACUGAGGACACUCUAUGACUCUUCAUUGACUCCAUGUCGCCCUGUCUUUGAGAAACAAAGCAUUGUACCACAGCUCGUAGACCUGUUGUCUAGUUCCCAGUCUAAUGCUGAGGGAGCUGCAGCAAUCUUAUCCAAAUGUUGUCAGGGUCCUGCACAUCAGGCUUUGUUAUGUAAUAUGGGAGCAGUGACUGCCUUACUGCCACUUUUGGUCUGUGAUAUUCCCAAGAUACAACAGCCAGCACUUCAGUGCUAUUCAUCCAUGUCCUUUCAGAAUGGGGCUGUGUCAAUUGCUAUGAAGUCAGCAACACAUCAAGGUGAGCGGCUAGUUCAAAUAUUUACUAAGCUGCUCUCAAGAGACAGACCAGAUGAAAUUCAACUUGGAGCUGCAAAGUGUUUGACAAACAUGCACAGAGCAGGGGCAGUGUCAGCAGCAGAACACCACUCACUAUUGAUCAAGGUUCUUGCCACAGUGGUCCGAAUGUGUAAGUGGGACAAGAACCUCACUGUCAGAGCCGAGGCAGCAGAGACAUUAGCAUUCCUCAUUGAAGAAGACACAGAGCUACAGAGGACGGCAGCCAUUUCUGAUCACCUGAUAAAAACACUAACUGGUUUCCUGGUCAAGAGUGACUUGGACGACAGCUCAUACGCUCUCAUGAGAGAGAGUGCAUUUAAAGCUCUUGCCUCUGUUGGAGCAAAUGAUGAAGACAUUAGGAAAAAGAUCAUCGAUAUCGAAUGCACGAUGGAUCACGUGGUAUCUGGUCUAGAGGAUCCCAACACUAACGUUAAGUUAGCAGCAGUGAAGUGUCUCCACAGCCUAUCUCGUUCUGUGCAACAGCUAAGAACUAGUUUCCAGGACACAGCGGUUUGGAAGCCCAUUAUGAAAUUACUUCAGGACGCCAAUGAUAACAUGAUGACUGUGGCUUCCUCUGCCCUCUGUAAUCUGUUGCUUGAAUUCUCUCCAAGUAAAGAGCCCAUACUAGAGGCAGGAGCCGUUAACUUGUUGUCAAAUCUAACCAGGCGCUCAGAAACUGCUCUACGAUUAAACGGGGUCUGGGCUCUAAUGAAUAUGGCUUACCAGGCUGAUGAAGGAACCAAAAAUAAAAUCCUUGAGGUUCUAGGACCAGAACAGCUCUUCAGCCUUCUUGACGAUCCAGACACACAAGUGACGAUGAAAACGCUGGGACUAAUGAGGAAUCUGUUGUCAGGGCGAGAGGACAUUGAUCGUAUCAUGCUCCUUCAUGGCCCACGGAUUAUGGAUGGUGUGAAGCCGAUACUGGACAGCGAGACACGAACUGAGGAUGUCAAAGAACAGGCGCUGUGCGUGAUCGCCAACAUCGCCAAUGGUUCCUCAGCCAAUGAAUUUGUGAUGAGAGACGAGAGCCUACUUAAACGACUCAUGCAUUACAUGAUGAACGACAGCGUUAAGCUACAAAUGGCGGCCACUUACUGUGUCUCCAACCUAGUGUGGAGUACAGAGGAUGGUGCUGUGGACAGACAACAAAAACUUCGUGAUCUUGGAGUACAAAAACUUCUGCAGUCUCUACUUACAACAUCAGACGUUAAUCUGUUUGAAAGGGUUAAAACUGCUCUUCAACAGUUCACGUGAUGCUAUGUCGCCAACGAAAUCCUUGUACAAAGUUCAGCUUUUUAAUAAAAUGGUCAUUGUUUCACUUUUCACUAGUUAUAGCAAAGCAAUAAUGGUAAUACUGAUGAGAGUAAUUGAAAUGAUAAUAAAAGUGAUGAGACUUAAAGUAA
Stylophora pistillata is the source of this 2217-nucleotide messenger RNA. RefSeq names its product armadillo repeat-containing protein 8. Gene Ontology annotation, molecular function: protein binding. Lineage: Eukaryota; Metazoa; Cnidaria; Anthozoa; Scleractinia; Pocilloporidae. Gene Ontology annotation, cellular component: GID complex. The record is from RefSeq and is a predicted model, not a curated record. Gene Ontology annotation, biological process: proteasome-mediated ubiquitin-dependent protein catabolic process.